GUUUUGUGACACACACAUCCACAACGCUACCGACACACAGCUUAUAAACCAGGGGCAAGUAUGUACAAAAGAAACUACAAAUGACUAUUAUUGUUUAGUGAAAAGCUCCGUUUCUACACAAAGUCAGGAGAGCACAACGCGAGUAAGUGUCAUAAGGAGCGUUUCUCAUUUCCCCAUGCACGUCUUCAAGCUUUCAUGGCGCCACCAAGAAAGAGGGCAUUACCCAAACCACUACCAGAUGGCUUUAUACUGACUGAUAAUGAGAAGAAGAAAUGGAGGCUGGGCAAGAUCAUCGGUCAAGGUGGCUUUGGACUGAUCUAUCUCGCCUCGCAGGACGUUGACAGCCCCGUCGCAGCAGACUCUGAUUAUGUGAUAAAAGUGGAGUACCAUGAGAACGGCCCCUUGUUCUCGGAGCUCAAGUUCUACCAGAGGGCAGCCAAACCAGAGAGCAUACAGAGAUGGAUGAGAAGCAGGAAACUGGACUUUCUGGGCAUCCCGUACUACUGGGGAUCAGGGCUCGCUGAACAUAAUGGACUCAGGUAUCGCUUCAUGGCCAUGGACCGACUGGGCACUGACCUUCAGAAAGUCUUUGAGCAUCACGGAGGUCGGCUGAAGAAGGCCACUGUGCUGCAGCUCGGGCGACGACUGGUGGAUGUUCUGGAGUAUAUCCAUGAUAAUGAAUAUGUCCAUGCAGACAUUAAAGCUGCCAAUCUGAUGCUGGGACAUCAAGACCCUGAAAAGGUCUACCUGGCAGACUAUGGCCUGUCCUACCGGUACUGUCCCGACGGAGCCCACAAAGAGUACAAGGAAAACCCCAAGAAGGGCCACAAUGGAACCAUCGAGUACACCAGUGUGGAUGCACACAGAGGAGUGGCUCCGUCGAGGCGAGGGGACCUGCAGAUCCUGGGUUUCUGUCUCCUCCACUGGCUGUGCGGGUCGCUGCCCUGGGACGACGUCCUCAGCCGGCCAGCUGAGGUCCAGGAGGCCAAGGCCAGACUGAUGGAUAAUCUGCCAGGCUCGGUCCAGCAGCUGUCAGUGAGCGGAGCCAGCACAGACGAUGUGGCCAUAUUCCUCCUUUAUGUGAAAUCUCUGGCUUACCAUGACCGUCCAGACUACCAGAAGCUCAAGGAGCUGCUGGGCAGCAGCGACAAGGGAAGGCUGGACUUUUACAGGCCUGAGGAUAAACCUGCAGGACGUCCGGCACACAGUCCUCCCGCCAGCAGCAAGCAGAAGGCAGAGCGAGCCAGAGGGUCUUCCAAACCCAAGCCGCCGCCCGCGGAGCAACACGACAGAGAGGAAGAGGAGACGAAGCCCAGACCAGUGCCAUCUCGCUACAUACGAGGACCGCCUCUUCCUAAACCUCAGGCUCAACAGGCAGGGAAAGGCAGACCGAAGGCUGAACCUAUGGAGGUUUAUGAUGAUGAUGACGAUGACGUGAGUGAAGAUGAUGAUGAUGAUGAUGAUGAUGAGGUUGAGGAUGAAGAACCGAGACCCAAACGCAUUGAUCCGCGCUACCUCAGAGGGCCGCCGAUAGGCCCAAGAUCCCCGAAGAAAGAGGCGAAAACUAAACCCAAGCGGCCCGACAAGAAAAUGGACGACCACCUUGCCGUAACAUCAGGGCGACAGGAAGUCAAACGUCUUCAGCUGCGCAGAAAAACCCACACGGCGAUACCCAGUGACCACAGGAGCCAAAAACACAUCGACGACAUGGAAAGAUGGGACAGACUGCAGUUUGACCACAUGGGCGACUGCAGUCCGGCUCACGGCAGAGACCACAGACGGGGCGACGACGGCGGUGAUCGGUGGGCUAAACAGGGGCAGUGCUUGGGGUCUCUUCUCAAAGGCUUGGGACAGGAAGCUUGUCCCAAAGAGAGGAGCGGACUCCUCUACUGCUCUGUCUUCGUGGGCGUUUUCCUCUUCCUGGCUGUUGCUGUCGCCUUUCGCUAACCAACAGCACUGGUAUCGUUUCUCCUUUCCUCAACUAAAAGGCGUUUUGAGCACCGUCUCUCUUUGAAUUUGUUCUAAUUAUACGGCAAGUAGCAUUUGAUUUUUUCAGUCUUUUUAGCUGGCAUUCUUAUCCACAGUGGCGUUUGCCUUGAUCAAACCUGAGACUGGUUAUGGACUCUUUAUGUCUCCAUCUGCGGUUUAGAGGAUCAAAGACUCCACUUCAAGACUUCUGUGCUGCCAUCUUCACAGUGAUUGGCUGCAAGAAAGGCAGAAUAAUUUUUUUUUUUUUUUUUUAUAUUUCACCAAAUGUAGCUUUCUGAUCUCCUAAACAUUACAACUGAGGUACAGACUUAAGUCUAUUGGGCCCAUGAAAAUUUCAUUGCAGUUAAAAGUGUUUUGAAUAAUCACUUCACAAUAAAGUGGGUGCUCACUUCUUUCACAACUGUAGCUGUACUUACGUGAAGGACUGACAAAUAUGCUUAAACAAAAUACAUAUCCAACUCUGUCUGACUUCUAAUUAAUAGUGCACUGCAUUCAGUAUUAGUGUACUUUACUUUAUCACACCGCAAAUACUGACUGAAUGCGCCGCGCUGCUCUGGAUGCACUCGGGGCAGCCUUUUUAGAAAAGGGAAGGCUGCGCGAUGUGUAGAACUGGGCUAAUUAAGCCAUGAAUAUCCAUUGACUCUCGGAGGAGUGAAGGCCCUUGUGAAGCACUGUGAAGAAUGCUGUCAGUUACGCUGCGAGGUGCAUACCUUGCUGCAGUAAGGACACUCUCCAAAAACAAUGCUGAAGCUUUGCCUGCUGGAAGGGAGCGCUCGCAGCCACUGGAGGAGAAAGAGACGGAGAGAGGAGAAGAAAGGCUACCUCAUUUCUAAUCAUCACCUUGGAUCUAGUAUGUCAGUGUCAAGUGAUAAUAAUGCUUGUUUGAAUAUACACUUAUUACUGUACAUUUUGAAGGGUUAUUCAGCAUUAUACAACACUUUUGGCGUGUGUGCUUUCAUGUGUAUCUUUAUGUAUGCUGUGCUCUUGGCCACUUUCUUUUAAGCUUUAAAAAAAAAGAGAGAGAGAGAGAGAGACUGAUUUAAAGCUCAGUAUAUCUAGCCUCAUUGAAUACAGAACACAUAAACAAAGUGAUCCUUGCUCAAGCAGAUGGAAAAAAAGGCCAGAGGCUUAUUUUUUUUUGUGUCUGUGUUGUGAAGCAGCACAGGUCCACCUUCAUGAUCCCUCUCUUCUCCCAGCUCAGUGACAAGCAGAGAGCCCCGCCUCUCUCUGUAGGACCGAGCCAGCGAUUGAACCCCAGACCCUCAGAGGGCUCACACUCCUCUGGUGCAUCAACAACACAUACUCUUAAUAAAAAGAAUCUGACUGCUACUGUAAACAGCCCAGUUUGACUGAUAUAGGUUUUCAGCAGACGAUGCCAACAAUAUUUAUGAUUAUAUUUAGUUUCUCAAAAUUUUACCUACAUUUUUGUAAGUUUAGUUGUUUGUAGUCGACCACUGGACACUGCAAUCUGAUCAAAAUGCCACAAAAAGCGAUUCAAGUCUUGACUUACACUAAACUAAGUAAACCAGCGCACCACUACUUAUUUACUUUACUUUAAGUACACUCCAUUCACCUACCCUGCAGCACCUUCUCUAACUGAUACAAACUUCAAGUCUUUCCUCAGACUGCCAGUUCAAUAUUGAUCAACUGUAUAAUAUAUAUGUAACUAAUCAGACUACAUCAUAUCUGUCGUAUUAGUGGUGGAAAGCAGUGACUGUCCACUUUCCAUUUUCUAGUAUUUAAAGGCACUGACCAUGCAUGAUAUAACCUAACAGUAACUUGUUGCUCAAAGAAACUGAGCAAUUUUUUACUUGCUUUGUUGUGUAACUUUUGAUCUGCACUGAAUCGAAUGUAAUUCACAAUCACCAAUAAAAAUGCACUGUGAAAGGCUGA
This is a messenger RNA of Myripristis murdjan (pinecone soldierfish), 3882 nucleotides long. Its product is annotated as serine/threonine-protein kinase VRK1. Gene Ontology annotation, biological process: protein phosphorylation. The record is from RefSeq and is a predicted model, not a curated record. Lineage: Eukaryota; Metazoa; Chordata; Actinopteri; Holocentriformes; Holocentridae. Gene Ontology annotation, molecular function: protein kinase activity; ATP binding. The transcript has 15 exons. Bases 196 to 1947 code for a protein of 583 amino acids.